Ailuropoda melanoleuca (giant panda) is the source of this 2036-nucleotide messenger RNA. RefSeq names its product SH3 domain binding protein 2 (gene SH3BP2). The annotation marks the transcript as partial. The record is from RefSeq and is a predicted model, not a curated record. The transcript has 12 exons. Gene Ontology annotation, biological process: signal transduction. Gene Ontology annotation, molecular function: SH3 domain binding. NCBI's taxonomy places the organism in Eukaryota, Metazoa, Chordata, Mammalia, Carnivora, Ursidae.
GGGCUCGCGGGCCGGGAGCAGAGCCUCGCGGGCUGACCCUUGGCCCCUGCCUGGCCCUGCUGGCUGGCGCCCACCCAUACUGCUUCAUGGCGGCCGAGGAGAUGCACUGGCCUGUCCCGAUGAAGGCCAUUGGUGCCCAGAACUUGCUAACCAUGCCCGGGGGCGUGGCCAAGGCUGGCUACCUGCACAAGAAGGGCGGCACCCAGCUGCAAUUGCUCAGAUGGCCCCUGCGCUUCGUCAUCGUCCACAAGCGCUGCGUCUACUACUUCAAGAGCAGCACCUCGGCCUGCCCGCAGGGCGCCUUCUCGCUGAGCGGCUACAACCGGGUGAUGCGGGCAGCUGAAGAGACAACGUCCAACAAUGUCUUCCCCUUCAAGAUCGUCCAUAUCAGCAAAAAGCACCGCACGUGGUUCUUCUCGGCCUCCUCUGAGGACGAGCGCAAGAGCUGGAUGGCUUUGCUGCGCAAGGAGAUUGGCCACUUCCACGAGAAGAAGGAGUUGCCCCUGGACACCAGUGACUCCAGCUCAGACACAGACAGCUUCUAUGGUGCAGUCGAGCGGCCUGUGGACAUCAGCCUCCCCCCGUACCCCACGGACAAUGAGGACUAUGAGCAUGAGGACGAAGACGACUCGUACAUGGAGCCUGACUCCCCUGAGCCCGUGGAGCUGGAGGACACCCUGACCCACCCGCCGGCCUACCCCCCGCCUCCUGUGCCCAUACCCAGGAAGCCAGCCUUCUCUGACAUGCCUCGUGCUCACUCGUUUGCCUCCAAGGGCCCGAGCCCUCUGCUGCCACCCCCGCCCCCUAAGCGUGGCCUCCUUGAUGCUAGCCCGGCUCCCGAGGACUCCAAGAGGGACCUGCUGGGCCUGAGGCGGCCUGAGCCUGGCCCCAGGGUGCCCGUGGCCUCCCGGAGAAUGAGUGACCCCCCGCUGGGCCACCUGCCAACCACGCCCAGCCUCCGGAAACCCCCUUGCUUCCGUGAGAGCGCCAGCCCCAGCCCAGAGCCCCGGGUCCCCAGCCAUGGGACUGGCUCUGCCUCCAGCCCUGCCGCCGUGGCCACUGCCUCCUCUAGGAACUGUGACAAGCUCAAGUCCUUCCAUCUGUCCCCCCGGGGGCCACCCACGCCCGAGCCUCCACCCGUGCCAGCCAACAAGCCCAAGUUCUUAAAGAUGGCUGAAGAGGCCCCCGCAGGGGAGGCAGCCAGGCCCAGACUCUUUGUGCCCCCGGUGGCCCCCAGGCCUCCCGUGCUGAAGCUGCCCAUGCCUGAGGCCGCAGCCAGGCCAGCGGUCCUGCCGAGGACAGAGAAGCCACCCCUCCCCCACCUGCAGAGGUCACCCCCUGAUGGGCAGAGUUUCAGGAGUUUCUCCUUUGAAAAGCCCCGACGGCCCUCGAAGGCCGACAGUGCUGGUGGGGAGGACUCUGACGAGGACUAUGAGAAGGUGCCGCUGCCCAGCUCUGUGUUUAUCAAUACCACGGAAUCCUGUGAAGUGGAAAGGCUGUUCAAAGCCACAAGCCCCCAGGGAGAGCCCCAGGAUGGACUCUACUGCAUCCGGAACUCCUCCACCAAGUCGGGGAAGGUAGGCGCCCCGACAGUCACCCUGCUGAGCGAGGGCCCCUGGGGACUGCUGUGUUGUGGUGGGCUCCUGGCGCUGCACACACCCGGGCUGACAGCCAGCACAGUGCUUUACAGUAUGCACGUCACUUCCCGUGCAGCCUCUGAUUCGGCAUCGACCAGUUACGUCCUUGGGGUCCCUCCCUGGCAGCUCCUGCCCCAUCUAUUGUCAGGAACUGAACACCAUCUGCAAACUGGGGGCGAUACUGGCAAGUCCCCCAGCACAGGCAGGAGAUGGGAGGGAAGUGCUGGGGGUCCCAGAACCCUGAUGGGGCUGCGGGUUUUCAUGCACUUUGCAGGGGAGGCUGCCUGGGGCCGUGGGAAUAGCGAGGGUCAGCUGGUAGUGCCUCUGCUCCUCCGAGGGUGGGUUGAUGACCUCGCUGAGCCUCACUCUCCUCUCCUCUUCCCUCCCCUCCCCUCCCCU